Molecule: messenger RNA, 6845 nt
Organism: Vanessa atalanta (red admiral)
Lineage: Eukaryota; Metazoa; Arthropoda; Insecta; Lepidoptera; Nymphalidae
Gene: GlcT
Product: ceramide glucosyltransferase
Exons: 1
Coding region: 264-1457 (397 amino acids)
Biological process (GO): glucosylceramide biosynthetic process
Cellular component (GO): membrane
Molecular function (GO): ceramide glucosyltransferase activity
Source: RefSeq, a predicted model, not a curated record
CGGCGGUUGGUUCUAUUGGUUGUGUUAUAUGGUUCAUUAUAAAUUUGUGAUAAAGGCUAUCGAAAAAUUAUGAAAAACAUUGAGAUAGUAAAUAUGUCGUGAUAACGUAUGGUGAAUCAUACGCGUACGCAUGCACCUUGUCUGCCACUUCGUAUUUUAUUACUUCAGUGUUAUGAUCGCAUCAUAGCGCACGGUUCUAGACACUCGAAACCAGUCGAUAUUAUGUGGCCCGAACGUGAGAACGACAUAAGAGUUUUACAAUUAUGAUGCCUAUGGUGUACACAGUGUAUGGUUUUGCUAUAUUUUUUAUGAUUGCGUGGAUUUGUUUGUGGUUAAUUCAUAUAAUGGCUCUGUCAUAUUCGAAGUGGAAAUUGCACCGGACUGUGGACCGGUCGCCACCGGAACAACCAUAUCUCGGAGUUUCUAUCCUGAAGCCUCUCACCGGAGUCGAUCCUAACUUGUUUUCAAACCUGGAAACGUAUUUUACGUUAGACUACCCGACCUACGAGUUGCUCUUUUGUGUGGAAAACGAGCACGACCCAGCUGUGAUGCUCGUCAACAGUCUAAUGCAGAAGUUUCCUCAAGUGGAUGCAAGAUUAUUCGUAGGCGGAUUGUGUGUUGGUGUGAACCCUAAAAUUAAUAACAUGCAGCCGGCGUACUUGGCGGCAAAGUAUCCGUUAAUAUUAGUGAGUGAUUCUGGUAUCCGCAUGCGAGAGGACACAUUACUGGACAUGGUCCAGCAUAUGAAGGAAGAUGUUGCGAUUGUACAUCAGUUGCCGUUUGUUUGUGAUGCCGACGGUUUCGCGGCUGUGUACGAGAAGGUGUACUUCGGCACAGCGCAGGCGCGUAUGUAUCUCGGCGCCGACUUUCUCGGUAUCAAUUGUCAUGUUGGUAUGUCGUCGCUGGUACGACGAUGCGCACUGGAGGAAGCCGGUGGCCUAGCAGCAUUCGGCGAGUAUUUGGCCGAAGAUUAUUUUAUGGCCAAGGCUGUUGUAUCUCGAGGAUGGCGUAUGCGUGUAGCAUCGUUGCCGGCACAGCAAAAUAGUGGCGCGAAAUCGGUGGGUGCACUUCAAGCGCGUCUCAAGCGCUGGGCGCGAUUACGUAUAGCGAUGGUGCCGACGACAGCUCUACUAGAACCGCUGAGUGAGUGUCUCCCCCUCGGCGCUGGCGCCGCAUGGGCUGCAGGAGAGCUCUUCGGUGCGGAGCCUCUACCCUUCUUCUUAGUGCAUGUGCUAGUGUGGUUCUUAUCGGACUGGUUAAUGUUGCGUUCAGUGCAAAAUGGCUCACCUCCUAUUACGAAAGUUGAGUUUCUGCUCGGGUGGGUGUGGAGCGAGUGCUGCGCGCCAUUUGUGCUGGCUGCGGCACUGCUUAACCCUGAGAUAUCGUGGCGGACUCGCAGUUAUCGACUGGACUGGGGCGGCCGCGCCCAUGAGCUCAAACCAAAACUUAAAUUUUGAGCCCCAUACCCUCCCUUAUUGAAAGCUUUAAUUUGAUGUACGUAGUUUAUGUUACAUUAUGUAUGUUGAAUGAGUACAUUUUCAGAGACCCUGAAUUUGAUUGAAUGUUUAUAAUUAUUAUAUUAGUAUUAAGUUUUUGAUUUUAAUUAUUAUUUAUAAUUUUGAAAUGAAUGGUGGAUACUUGUUAUUCUUGUUUUAGAGUUUUGUAUGUUUAUAGAUUAAAAUAAUUGUCAGCUGUUGCAUAAUUAUUUUCUGGUAGUUAAUUGCCAAUAAUGAUCUGCCAUAUUGAGUUUAAAUUUCAUGUACAUAUUAAAUUAAUAAAUGAGCGAAAAAGGUAACUGGUAUGUGUAUGCACUGUGAUUCAUUCGCUUAUCAACAAUGAAUAGCGAAGAUUCCUCACUCUGCUCACUUGAAUUUUUAAAGAGUGAAUCAUUUUUUGUAACGCUGACCUGCUUUUGCAGUAAGUACAAGUUUUAUUGAUCAAGAACAAAAGGCCGACAUUCUCAUCACAAAUAUGUAUAAAACUGUAAUUUGUAAUCAUUGCUUAUUUUAAAACAAAAGUACAUUCUAUAUAAAGUACAAAACAAACUCUUGUAUUCAUUGUUAAUUUAUUCGCCUUUCAAAAAUUACAUUACCAAUGUUACUAAGUAAAUAAAAAACAACUGCAAUUCUAAAUAUGAGUGAACAGGGUUUAUCUCUCUAAUAAUAUUUUUUAAUACUAUCCAAGUUUUUGAAUUUUAUUUUUUCUGUACCUUUGGACUAGGAGUGUUAAAAGAAAUAAUUAUCUGUGCACAUUGGAAAUGGGACCAAAAAGGUUGAAUUAUAUUUUAAUGGUAAAAAAUUAUUAUAAAAGACAGUAUUAAUUUCUCAUGUGAUUAUUCUUUUUUUUUUUUUUUUCAAUGAACGGUAUUGAGAGAAAAGACUGUAUUUUCUAAUGUAGCUGUGUCCAAAGGUACUUAAUUUUGUUGUGAUUAUAUUAAGAAGUUUUAUUCUUUUAUUUUUUGGAGGUUUUUACUGUGCCAUGAUUACUUGCUUCGGUUCUAUGUAUGCAUGCAUAUUAUUCCUUGUGCAUAACUUCACUUUGGGCUCUAAAUUCACAGGAUAUGAAAUAGGCCUUAACCAACUAAAUUUUAUAAUGCAUUUACUUCAACGAUACAACAAUACAGGCAUAAUGUUGUAAAAAAUAUGAUAAUUAAACUAUUUUGAGUCUUUGUUUCAUAGUUGAAGAUAUAUUAUACUGAAAUUUUAAAGCUGACUUUUCACUAUGAUGUAUAAUAUAAAGUAAUAAUACACAGUUUAAUUUUACAUAGAAUAAUAUACAAAUAAGUUUGAAUAUAUAGUCCAGUCCAUGUAUAACACAUAUUUUAUUGUUUUAUGUUAUAUUAAGCUUAUCGAACCCACACACCCUUUCAUGCCCGUAUUAAUCUUGCUUGUUAUCUGACAGAGCAUUGUAUAUAUUGCUGGUUUUACGGAUCAAAUAUAUUAUCUCUUAGUGUCUUAGUGGAAAUGCCAAUCAUAUGUGAUGUAAUUUAUAUCUAGGUUGUAAUGUAUAUUAUAUUUAUUAGUGAAAAGCCAGCUUAUGUAGACAUCAUAAAGGUAUGCAGUCAACUCAUAUUACUCAUUUGUGGUAAUUUUAAAUUGGUAACCUUGCGACUCGCCUUCUGUCUAAUAAUUUACAUACAUAACAUAUAAACUGGAUUUUCCUGUCCAAUCUGUCUAGCCCUCAAUGAAUUGAAGUGUCAUAACUAAUUUCUGAAAGAAUUUUAGUUGUAUGUUUGAAAGACAAAUUAAAUAUAUAUAGUCAAAGAAUUUCAUUCAUUGCUGUUAUUUAUUUUCAAAAAUACUAUUGACUUUAUAUGUCCCAAUCAACUGGUUCAAUUAGCCUUUGAUUAACAGCCUAGCCACUUUAUUAAUAGAAUAAGUGCUUUCGUGAAAAUAAGUUUAGUUAUCAAGAAUUUCGAUCUUCCUGAGCGUUUUACAGGUACUGCUGUAGGACCGACUAGGUCACAUAGAUUUAGAGAGUUAAUAGAGUCGUUAUUUAAUCACUCAAUUAAAAAACAAAUGAGGGUAAACAAGCAAAUGAACCUAUUCUAUGAACGGAAGAUGUAUUGGCCGAAGGCAUUUAGAUGAUUUAGGCCGCUAGUUGAACGGCGUCGCUUAACCAAUGGCUAAGAGUUUCGUUUUAAUUUUAAUUUCUGUUAUUUAAAUGAUUAAUUCUGGCUAAUUAAGCUAGUUGCCUGCGACAUACACUAAGUAUUGCCAAACUCGUAAAUGGACGCUAUACGAACUAUUCCUAAAGUUCAGAGUACAUAGUAAUAUUAGAUAAUUUUAUAUCAAACGCCUAAUCGAAAUUAAACGAUGAUUUAAUGUGUUGAUGAGGGUAUUAAAUAUCUAUUUGAUAAGCCUUUCAGAAGCUAGCUGGUCAAUCUUUUAGAUUAGGUCGAUUUUAGUUGAUGUAUACAUAUAAGCAUUCCUUUUAUUUUUUGAUUGACCUUGGGCUCUAAGUUUCCAAGUCUCUAAAAUUCCGUAACGAGGACAACGCACGUAAAAUCUUAUCGCUUAUAUAAUCAGCGGUAAUCUAAAAUUUGAUUCUAAGUUUCCAGUUAUCAUUUUAUGAAUAUCUGAUUUGUUUUAAUAUAAUUUUGUUGAAUGGAUAUGUUCAAUCAUGAUAAAUUAUUUGAAACAUUAUACUAAAAAGAUGACAGGAUAAUGGGAAAAGAUGGUUGACUUUCACAGAUUGCUCUUACACUAAUGUACUUAUUUCAUUGAAUAUAUUGUAGAUAUUUGUAACAAUUAUUACUAAUAGAUUUCGAAACCGACAAAGUAGAAAGUGACAGAAUCAACAAAAACUAAAAAGUACGACCGUUUCAUUAGAAGUUACGCAAACUGUAAACGAAAGAACUAUGAAAAAUUUAAUUUCAGUAAGUGUAAAAUACAAUUGCUAAAAUUUUUAUUUGUAGAUAUGAAAUUAUAAUUUAAAAAAAAAAAACAUGUGGACUGUUACGGAUAAUGCCUAUUAUAAGUCAUAAGGUUUCUUUUUAAUUCGAAUUUUAAAUUACUUUUAUUCUUGGCAUUUGAGAUUAAGGUAAUGAGAUAAUUACAUAUUGAAAAAGAUAUAUUUUUCUUUAAUUAUUGUUUUAGCAAAAGCAAAAAUAUUACGACCUAGCAACGGCUACAUUAGAAAAAAAAUUAUUAAUUUUUAACAAUUAUUUGUACGAUAUCAACGUAUAUUUUCAUAUGAUUUUAAUAAAAUAAUAGAAAGUCUUAUCGUAAAAAGGAAUGCUUUAUAUGAGAAUAGAGUCUGUAUCAAUUAUUUUGUCCAAUUGCUUAUUUUUCAAUAAACAUUCAUUAUAUUCAAUUUAUUAACGAGAUGUAUUAAUAACACAGGGUUUGGGGCGAACUACAGUCAUAGUUAGAUACAAUAUUUGCAUUGUUAUUGUUACGUAAUACAUACAUCGAACCACUCAGAAAGUCGAUUCUUAUUGGAUUCAUACUCAAUCCCUUUUUAAUCCUUUUAUAUAAACAUAACGCAAUGUAAAAAGAAAAUACUUUAAAAGGACUCGUUUGAUAUACGUAUAAUUAGUUUAUUAUAUAAAUUUAUGAUUACGUAAAAUGACAUUUUAUCGCUAGACACGUUUUGUUCUUAAAACUUCAUGUUAUUAAAAAAACUGAAAUAAAUUUCAACGAACGAAUAUAUUUCAUUUGUUUUUCUUUCCGCUAAAUUGAUGUAAUAGUGUUGUUAAUACCGAUAUAUACAACUAUCGAUAAUAAAUAAUUGACACCUCGCUAAUGUUAGAGCAAAACGUCGUGUCUAAAAAGAAAAUUCAAACUAUAAAAUUCUUGGUAAUAAUAUAACGAUAAUCACGGCUAACGGCAUUAUUUAUAAAUUAGUUUAGCGCUCGUGUUUUCUCUUCUGUCAUCAUUUAUUUGACCCCCUAAACAAUAGUAAGAGGUAAUUCCGUUAACUAUCAGUUACAAUGGAUUGAUAUUAGAAAUAUGAAAAUUUUAUUUACUAAUUUAAAAAUAUAUAUAUCAGAUUUUAUGAUCUGCUAUGGAUCUAAUUAAAGUUAUAAUUUAAAAUACGGCUUUUGCUCUAACAAUAACGUUUGUAAGUUUGCGCGAGUUAAUCAAAAAAUAAUUUGACAUUUAAACUUUAAAAAAGAAAUAUAUGAACUAAAAUUAUUAAACAAAAAAAAAAAAAUUAUAAAUUCUUGGUUUAAAAAAAAAUACAAGGCCACGGGUCAGAAGUGGAUGAAACUUUGCUUCUUAAGCGUCGUACUUAAAUCGACCUUGAAAAUAAGCAAAAAAAUUUUCCCUUGGUUAACUUGUGUACGCGUACGCGUGUACGCGCGCUUAAAACUAUCCUGUGACUUUAAAAAUUUCUGAGCCUCGCUAGUAUUAUAUAAAUAACCAGUAUAUGCCUGAAUACAGAUCAAUACUCAAAUGUAUAAUAAAAAAAAUAGUACCUUAAAAUUAUUUCGCUUGUUUUUGGGGCCAUAUUACAUGUUUAUUUAAAUAGAAUUGGUACAUUGAUAAAUUACCGUCUUAUGUCUUUUGAUAUUAUAUUUUGUUGUAAUCAGAGCUGGCUUCUGCUAUUCUGGAUAUCUUCCUUGUUAUACCAAUGACCUUGUAGCUGACGGACGCUCACGAGGCAAGUUUAGCCCGUACCCAGAUGGCUAAGGCUUUUCAGGAAGAGCUCCUAUUCUAGCUAUCCAGGAGCUCCAGAUUUAAAAUAUAUAUUUUUAAAAAUCGCUUUUAUUUGGCAUUAACUAUGAUUGCAUUUUAUUGUAAAUAUUUGAAGUUGUUUAUUUUGAAAUUCAUUACGAACAAACAAAUUAUAUUGGUUAGGGACAAAACACCGACACCUUGAAGUCGAAGCAAACAGCUCAGCUCACCUGAGUGGUUUUUUUGUCUAAUCUCUCGAUUGCUUACCUUUUAAGCCCAUAUGAGCAGAGCGCCUGGAUCGCUCUCAUCAAAGCCAUCUCUGAUUACAAUAGUUUUAUUGCUUAUAUCAUUUUCAUAGUUCUGGGGACAAUUCUACUGACAGAGCGUUACUUUAUCGUAAAUCGUUGCCGGUUUUUUUUCAUAUUAUUUAAAUGAAUUAUUCACUUUUUUUUAAAUUCACAAUUAGCUUUGGCUUUGACCUUGUGAUAUAUGGUAACACCGUAUUCUAUUAGAUACAGAAUAGUCGAAGAUUGUAAUAGAAUCGGGAACGUAUCUUCAACGAUUUAAUAAGUAGAAUUGACCCCCUGGUACCGUUUACAAUUGUACGUAUUCUAUUAAAAUAUGCAUAAUAUCACAUGCGGAUCGAAUGUAGAAUUGAUGUAGAAUUUGUGUAUUGUACCUGAUAACGGCGACUUUUAAUAAAAAAUAUCAGUAUGUUUGGAA